This is a messenger RNA of Orycteropus afer afer, 423 nucleotides long. Its product is annotated as transmembrane emp24 domain-containing protein 11. Lineage: Eukaryota; Metazoa; Chordata; Mammalia; Tubulidentata; Orycteropodidae. The record is from RefSeq and is a predicted model, not a curated record. Gene Ontology annotation, biological process: intracellular protein transport; Golgi organization; endoplasmic reticulum to Golgi vesicle-mediated transport. The annotation marks the transcript as partial. The transcript is spliced from 3 exons. Gene Ontology annotation, cellular component: endoplasmic reticulum; Golgi apparatus; COPII-coated ER to Golgi transport vesicle.
GUAUUACUGUCAAAAUUAUAUGGCCCAGAAGGAACAUUCUAUUUUACUUCACAUUCACCUGGAGAACACAUCAUUUGCUUAGAAUCUAAUUCUACAAGGCUUGUGUCAUUUGGAGGGAGUAAGCUGAGGAUCCAUUUAGAUAUUCGAGUUGGAGAACAUGACCUUGAUGCAGCCAUUGCUCAAGCAAAGGACAAAGUUAAUGAAGUCAGCUUCAAGCUUGAACAUCUUCUUGAGCAAAUUGAGCAAGUAGUCAAAGAACAAAACUAUCAAAGGGACCGUGAAGAGAAUUUCCGACUGACCAGUGAAGAUACAAACAGCAAUGUUUUAUGGUGGGCUUUUGCACAAACAUUAAUCCUGAUCUCAGUGGGAAUUUUCCAGAUGAAGUACCUUAAAGACUUCUUCAUAGCUAAAAAGCUUGUUUAA